This is a messenger RNA of Sclerotinia trifoliorum, 1869 nucleotides long. NCBI's taxonomy places the organism in Eukaryota, Fungi, Ascomycota, Leotiomycetes, Helotiales, Sclerotiniaceae. The record is from the annotation of a GenBank genome assembly.
GACCCCACAAUUUUAUCAAUGAUUACGGGAAUGAUUACAGGACAGGACCCGACUUCGGGGUGUCGGAACUUUUACUCACUUCAAUUACUGAGUAGGUUCAUUGAUAUUCAUUAUUCAUUCAUUCAUAUUCAUUCAUAUUCUUUACGGAGUAUUCAACGAACAACGACCAACAACCAUACCUACUCACAGCAACAAUAUACCCUUUUUCCCUGUUGCUCCUCUCAAAUUGAUGAUUGUUACCAUCUCCAAAACUAAUCAUACAACCAAAAAUGCCAGACCUUAACCCGACAUCAGCUACUCUUCCUCAGCAUUGGCGCAACACGCCUGAUGAAUCCUUGGACGAAGUCCCCUCUCUCCCACCUUUCUAUUCGCCUCGUCCAAUACCUGUAACUCGCACAAUAUCUGAGCUCGAUCUAAAUCAAUUCAGUAUCUCAGAUCUUUCGCUCACCCAUCCUCCUGCACGCUCUCAAUUAGAUUCUCCUGUUGAAACUUCAUCGCAGGAUUCCGAUCACAAUGGAUCAUUGCCCGACCUCGUCUCCCCCGCCUUUACACCUCCUUCAACGCCCGGUGCAUCCACACCUACGUCUUUCGCACAUCGCCCUGCCAGAUCAGUACCUGUAGACUCGACUACGCCAACUGGGGGGUGUGGAUCCAAGAAGCCCAAGUUGCUAGAGACUUUGCCGGAGGUUAAUUGUGUAGUUCGCGCACGAAUUCCUACAACCACGGGGACGGAAAUGUUUUUGCAUCUAUACCAAAACAGUGAGGAUAAUAAAGAACAUCUAGCCAUUGUAUUCGGGAACCAAAUACGAAGUUAUAGUUUGGAUGCUGUGCGAGAAGGAGAAACGGAGAUGGACAGGCUGAUACGGGGAGCAUAUACGGGAAGAUUGUUUCCGGGUCGGACUACAAGUAGCAUGCCCAAUUCGGCUACGGGCGGGGAAAGGAAAGAAGAAAAGGUGCAAGCGCCACUGGUUAGAAUUCAUUCGGAAUGUUACACAGGAGAGACUGUUUGGUCUGCGAGAUGUGAUUGUGGGGAGCAAUUGGAUGAGGCUGCAAGGUUAAUGUCCUUGCCCACUUCAUCGGGACAAGCGGCUGGCGGAAUUAUAAUUUAUUUGCGACAAGAGGGGAGAGGUAUUGGACUGGGAGAGAAAUUAAAAGCAUACAAUUUACAGGAUUUGGGAUCAGAUACAGUCGAGGCGAACCUACUUUUGAGACACCCGGCAGAUGCUAGAAGUUAUGGACUAGCUACUGCUAUGUUGAAAGACUUGGGAGUUGACGAAAUCAAACUUUUGACGAAUAAUCCGGAUAAGAUACGAGCGGUUGAAGGGCCUAACAGAGAAGUGGUGGUCAAGGAGAGAGUUGCCAUGGUUCCUCUGGCUUGGAGGGGCAAAACUGGUGGGAUCAGGAGUCAAGAAGUUGGUGGGUAUUUGAAAACUAAGGUACGUUUUACACUGAAAAGUAUGUGGGAUGGGGCCAGGCUAACAUCCUAUUUGUAGAUUGAGAAAAUGGGACAUAUGCUUCAAAUGAACGAAUCAUCAUGAUAAAUGGCCUUUGGGAAAUCAAUACCAUUUUCCGCUUGGAUGCGGAGACGAGCAAUCAUAUCUUCUAGAACGUGACGGGAGUUCUUAUAUAUCAUCUUCUGAAUAUACGGCGGCGUGAAUUGGCGUUCGUUUGUCGAGCUGGGAUACAUGGAACCGCAUCAUGCACAGAAAAGUCUCAACCUUACAUUUAUGUAUCAUAUGUGUCUAUAUUUCAUUUGAGUACGUACUGGAUAUGAAGACAUUUGAUUAAAUAAGGAAGAGUGUUAAACUUCACACUUUCAUCUAAAAACAUACAUCUUCAAUGACGCUUUGUGCUGACAUCAAGCGAAAA